AUGGGCAAGACUGAAGGUGAUCGGCCAGCUUAUUUGAGCUCCGAUGACGCCAAAUACUCCCUCGGUGUUCAUCGAGGACCCAUGCCCCCCGCGGGUCUAGAUGAUACCGCCAAACUUGAGCAGGUCGAGUCUGCCGGUGGCUUGUCGCUGGCCACGACGCGGACGCGCAGAGAGCGUCUAUCACGCCAUUGGAAGCGAUUCUGGUGCUGUUAUCUCAUUGGAAAUGUGAUUUUCCUCGCCAUUUUCCUGCCAGUCUUCUUCCUCGUCGCGAUCCCCGCUAUCUCUCAACUUGUUGUCAACAAGUCAGACCUCGUGCUGGUCAAGGCAUCCGUCUUGAACCCACAGCCGGACUCAAUCCAGUUGACUCUGCAAUCGGCGUUGAAUUUGAAAAUCGCCCUGCCGGUCCGCAUUGAGCCCAUUAACUUGAAUCUCUUCGUGCGCGAUAAUGGCGCCGAUAGGCCAUGGUCCAAUGUCACGAUUCCAGGCAUGACCAUCAAGGGAAACACCACCUUGGGUGUCGAGAAUAUGCACCGUCCACUUAUCGACCAGGACACCUGGGUUGACUACGUUCACUCCGUCGUGUUCAACAAGGAAUCAACCCUGUCUCUCAAGGGCACGACUAAUUCCUAUCUGGGAGUCCUAAAGUCGAAGGUCACCAUGGACAAAGACGUGACUUCGCCGACCCUCGACUCCUUCAAGGAGUUCGCACUGUCGGACAGCCAACUGGUCAUCCCUCCCCAAGCCGACGGCACAAACCUCAUCGGUAACGCCUCGCUCCCCAACCCAUCAGUUCUAACCCUCGACAUCGGCACCCUGGUCCUCGACAUCUACAGCGGCGACCUGAACCUCGGCAACGCGACCCUGAAAGACGUAACCCUCUACCCAGGCGCCAACACAUUCCCCGUGAAAGCCCAACUGGACCUCAAAACCGCAAUCUCGCACCUAAAAGAGCUCCUCAAGGACCAAGGCGCCUCCCUCCUCUCAAAUGGCAGUCUUUCCCUAAAGACUGUCACGCGCACCGUAACCUGGAACGGCACCCGAGUCCCCUACUACACGAAAGUGAUGUCGGAACUCCCGCUAAUGGCCAGCGUGCCCCUCCUCGACACGGUGAAAAACACCAUCCACGGCCUCGUCGGCUCAAACGGCAAACUGAACCUAACCAGCAUCCUGAACGCGAAUUCCAGCAGCGGCACGGGUGUCCUCUCGGCGUUGGAAGACGAGUUCGCGAAUAAGGAAAAGCGCGGUCUUCUCGCUGACGCGUUGAAGGAGAAUGUUCAUGUUAGGAAUCUUUUCGAAGACGAACAUCCUGUCAAGCGCGAUUUGAUUAUCGAUACUAUGGCUGGGAUGUACAUGAAGGCAUAG
Messenger RNA from Penicillium manginii, 1362 nucleotides. Its product is annotated as DUF3712 domain-containing protein. Gene Ontology annotation, cellular component: fungal-type vacuole membrane. The transcript has 3 exons. The coding region runs from base 1 to 1362 and encodes 453 amino acids. Lineage: Eukaryota; Fungi; Ascomycota; Eurotiomycetes; Eurotiales; Aspergillaceae. The record is from RefSeq and is a predicted model, not a curated record.